ACAGCAAAAUGUCAGCAAAAACAAAAUUACUUCACCUCGGAGAACACGAGUGAGGUUUGUCACGGCGAAAAAUUUUUCGUAAUUUCGUCAAGUCUACCCAGUGAUAUUACAGCAGCAAAAUGUCUGAUUGGGAUACGGUUACCAUUCUACGCAAAAAACCGCCUAAAGCGUCUGCAUUGAAGACUGAACAAGCCGUUAAUGCCGCACGUCGUCAAGGUUUGCCCGUGGAUACUCAACAAAAAUAUGGUGCAGGUACUAAUAAACAACACGUUACCACAAAAAAUACAGCUAAAUUGGACAGAGAAACUGAAGAACUGCGCCACGAUAAGAUUCCGUUGGAUCUGGGAAAACUUAUAAUGCAAGGACGGCAGGCUAAAGGCAUGAGCCAGAAGGAUUUGGCUACGAAAAUUUGUGAAAAACCUCAAAUUGUAAACGAUUAUGAAGCCGGUCGUGGAAUACCCAAUAACAUUGUACUCGGCAAAAUCGAAAGAGCAAUUGGCAUAAAACUUCGCGGAAAAGAAAGAGGCCAACCACUACAGCCUCCUGGAGGAAAGAAAUAACGGAUUCCCUGGGAGGCGAAGACUAUACUCCGAUUAUUUAUUGCAUAAUAAUUGCCUCUAAAUUGCUGUUAAAAUCUCAAUGUAUAGGUCACAUUGAAAAAAGAAUAUUCAUUUAAUUUUCUCUGGAAUGUUCCGUUUGUGAUUACGACAUAUUUCUAUGCUGUUGUGUGGGCAUUAUCUAGUGUUACCACCACGAAAAAUAAUUAUAAUGUUGA
Messenger RNA from Ostrinia furnacalis (Asian corn borer), 775 nucleotides. RefSeq names its product multiprotein bridging factor 1 (gene mbf1). Gene Ontology annotation, cellular component: nucleus. Gene Ontology annotation, molecular function: DNA binding. The transcript has a single exon. The coding region runs from base 120 to 560 and encodes 146 amino acids. The record is from RefSeq and is a predicted model, not a curated record. Lineage: Eukaryota; Metazoa; Arthropoda; Insecta; Lepidoptera; Crambidae.